Messenger RNA from Strongylus vulgaris, 228 nucleotides. The record is from the annotation of a GenBank genome assembly. Lineage: Eukaryota; Metazoa; Nematoda; Chromadorea; Rhabditida; Strongylidae.
AUGAUUGGACCGCGUGGCGCAAUGGAGAAAUGCGGUUCUCUCUCUCUCCUCUCUCUCUCGCUGUAUUUGGAAGAAUCGGGCAAAGGACACAGAACAAGUCAGGAAAGGACGACGGUCGCACAGAACGACAAUUUCUGCCCGCCAGCCUUCCUCGGAAUCAACUCUGCUUCCUUCUCGGCUGUUUGUCAAUCAUUUAUGGAUGCGGAGAACUGUGCAACGGGCCACUAG